UCAAUAUGUUAAAUGAAUAAAGUCUCUCAUACAACUUCUCUAUAUACUUACAACUAAAAUAUUGAAGAAUGAAGACUUUCGUGCUUGCUACAUGUCUGCUAGUUUUUGUGCAGAUAAUUUACGCAGAUACUGAAAGACGAAAAAUUCUUCGUAAAGAUAUAGCUGAAUGUGCAAGAACAUUACCAAAAUGCGUAAAUCAACCAGAUGAUCCGUUAGCUAGAGUCGAUGUAUGGCAUUGUGCUUUGGCCAAGGGUGGCGUAUUUGAUGACCCAGAUCCAGCUGCUAUAAAAAAAAAAGAUGAUAAAUAUUGCGCCAUAGCUAUCACUGAUCCCGCUAAUGUGGAAAAUUGCAAGAAAGUUGUUUCUAGAUGUGUAGAUAAAGAAUCUCAACGCCCAAGAUCCAACAGACAGAAAGCAAUAAAUAUAAUAGCAUGUGUUUUAAGAGCUGGUGUGGCGGAGACUACAGUGCUAGCCCGUGAACAACGAGACACAUAA
Solenopsis invicta (red fire ant) is the source of this 494-nucleotide messenger RNA. RefSeq names its product venom allergen 2-like. The record is from RefSeq and is a predicted model, not a curated record. The transcript is spliced from 5 exons. Bases 69 to 494 code for a protein of 141 amino acids. Lineage: Eukaryota; Metazoa; Arthropoda; Insecta; Hymenoptera; Formicidae.